AUGUCCACAGCCAGUCUGCUACCCAGAAGUGUUGCUAUGUUACAGGAUAUGUCCACGCACUUCACUGUGCUGAGCCACCUGACACUAGCAAUAAAUUUACUGAGAGAUGUCCACAGCCAGUCUCGUACGUCACCGAUAGUGGCGGCAUUGUUGGUGUGGUCUGUAGCUCUAAUUCUAGUAAUUCCUUACCGACCUAACAUCAGCUACACUGACCUUGGGUUGUUAGACCCUCAUCUGAAGAGCUUUGGAAUCUGCACAGUAAAGCUGACUGACCACAUCAAGGAAUACACCAGAUCAGUCGUCUUAUUGGCGUAUUUUCUGCCUGUGUGUGUCAUGGUGUGGGUCUAUGUUGGAGCUCAUCGUAGAGUCGCAAGACUAACCGAGGAGGCAGGACACAGGUUUAACAGCACCGACUCAAUAACAUGUGAGGAACAACGCUGGAGUUUCGCCGAAAGAUCGAACUACGAGUCGCAGCACAGUGUGACCCAACAGUGUGAGAUGCGAGUCAAGUAUUUAGGCGCUAUGUUGAUAGUGUGCAACGCCUGCCUGUGUCCUCUGAUGAUCUUAAAGAUCAUUAAAACUAAGUUGGUAGAAACUGCAGACUACAGCGGACAUCUAGACCUUCUCUAUUGCGCAUUCGUGUGGCUAGGCUCCCUACCUACCACCACCUCACCUAUGCUUAUACUGUACAGUGAAUAUCGCAGGUAA
Messenger RNA from Macrosteles quadrilineatus (aster leafhopper), 708 nucleotides. RefSeq lists its product as uncharacterized. Gene Ontology annotation, cellular component: membrane. Gene Ontology annotation, molecular function: neuropeptide receptor activity. NCBI's taxonomy places the organism in Eukaryota, Metazoa, Arthropoda, Insecta, Hemiptera, Cicadellidae. The coding region runs from base 1 to 708 and encodes 235 amino acids. Gene Ontology annotation, biological process: neuropeptide signaling pathway. The transcript is spliced from 5 exons. The record is from RefSeq and is a predicted model, not a curated record.